Molecule: messenger RNA, 691 nt
Organism: Rotaria sp. Silwood2
Lineage: Eukaryota; Metazoa; Rotifera; Eurotatoria; Philodinida; Philodinidae
Source: the annotation of a GenBank genome assembly
GAGGAGCCUUCUCCCCCCCCCCCCCCCCCACCCACAUAUCUUUUUACUUCUUUCGUGACUAUGAAGAAGUAUAAAAAUCGAUCGAAUUAUUGAUACUAAAAGAUUUAUCAAUUUCAAUAAUGGAUAAAAAUAAAUACUUAAUAUUGGAUGACCUUUAUAAAGCGAAAAAAAGAACAUCUAGGCAUUAAGUAAAAAUUUAUCAAAGGAGUUUUGUUUGUAAACUAAAGAAAUUUUUUAUAUUCGAUAAAACUUCAAAUAACUCAUAUCAAAAUUUCUCGAAUAGACUUCAUAACAAAACAAAUUGAAAAGACAGCAGGUGUUGAUUUAAAUGGCGAUGGGGUUAUUGGUUCAGGUAUGAAUUUUCUGAAAAACAAAUAAAUUGUAUUUGAUUUUUAAAAAAGGUACUGGUUAUUCACAAGCUCCAGGAGGUGCAGGUGGAGGUAUGAUGAAUCAAUUGGAAAAAGUUACUCAAAUGGAUCUCAAUGGUGAUGGUCGUGUUGGUGGUGGUGUGGGUAAUGCUUCACAAUAUAAUCAACAUGGAACCCCUGGUCAUCCUCCUAACAAUAAUCAAUAUGGUGGCGCUCCUGGUCCUCAGAACAAUCCUCAAUAUGGUGGGUCUGGAUAUGGACGAAAUCCUCAUCAAUUUGGUGGUGGUGGUGGCAAUUCAGGUUAUGGUGCUUCACAUAAUUAA